GCAGUCCGAGAGAACCCGCAAAAGGAGUAAAAGGCUCCUACAUAACCUGUCACUACCAAUAUAUUGUAUGAGUCAGAAGGUAGAAAAACCAGUAUUAUCGGGUCAACGGAUCAAGACCAGAAAAAGAGAUGAGAAAGAGAAGUAUGACCCGAACGGGUUCCGCGACGCGCUCGUGCAAGGGCUGGAGCGCGCCGGCGGCGACCUCGAGGCCGCGUACAAGUUCCUAGACUCGGCUGGCUCCAAACUCGACUACCGACGAUAUGGGGAGGUCAUAUUCGACGUCCUCAUUGCCGGGGGGCUGCUGCUCCCCGGCGGGUCGGUAUCGAUGGAUGGAGAGACCCCCAAGACCAACAUUUGUAUUUUCGCUGCUAGCGAGGACAUGGAGACCAUGCGCAAUUUUGAACAGGUGUUUGUGAAGCUGAUGCGCCGUUACAAAUACCUCGAGAAAAUGUUCGAGGAGGAAAUGAAAAAGGUGCUCGUCUAUUUGAAAGGAUUCGAGCCUCAACAGCGCAUCAAACUCGCACGUAUGACUGCCCUAUGGAUUGGUAACGGAUGCGUGCCGCCUUCGGUGCUGCUGGUGCUGAUGAACGAGCACCUGGUGAAGGACAACCUCGCGCUCGAGUUCGUGCUCGAGGUGUUCGCCACCAUCAAGGCCGAGAAGGGAGUCACCUCACUCGUCACCGCGCUCAAGAAGGGACAGCUCGAGGGCAGACUGCUGGAGUUCUUGCCGCUGAACCGUCGCAGUGAAGAGGUGUUGGCCGCGUCGUUUGCUUCCCGCGAGCUUGCUGAACUGUUGCGGCUACAUCGCGCGCAAGCCUCGCAGGAGGCGCGUCGUGAGCUGACGCAGGCGUUGUUGGACGAGUUGGCGGACGACAAGCCUGUGCGCGAUCUCAUACAAGAGCUGAGGGACAUGGCGCAUAAACACUCCAUACCAGAACACGAAGUCGUCGCCAUUAUAUGGCAGUGCGUGAUGUCGCGCGGCGAGUGGAACAAGAAGGAGGAGCUGUUGGCGGAGCAGGCGGCCAAACAUCUGCGCCACUACACGCCGCUACUCGCCGCCUUUGCGCAGAACGCCAAGGCUGAGAUUGCGCUCCUCUCCAAGGUGCAAGAGUAUUGCUACGAGAAUAUGAGUUUCAUGCGAGCAUUCAGCAAGCUGGUGCUGAUGCUCUACAAGACGAACGUCCUCUCGGAGGAAGUGAUCCUCAAGUGGUACCGCGACCCCAACUCCAGCAAGGGCAAGAUGAUGUUCCUCGACCAGAUGAAGAAGUUCGUCGAGUGGCUGCAGAGCGCUGAAGAGGAAUCUGAAAGCGGUGAAGACGAAGAUUAGAAUAAGAGCAGUGAGUGAGACUGACACAGUGACGCCCCCCAUCCCCCCCACGCGGCCCGCCGCACUAAUAAUAUAAUAUAAUAAUAAUAAUUUGAAAUAAUUGUUAUCUGAGUGCACGUGCGACACUGUAUGGGAGAUGUUUUCUACAACUGUAUAUUAUUCAUUUCUAAAAAUAACAUGUUGAUGAAAUACAAUAUUUUUUAUUCAAUUUUUUUAGGAAAAUUCCAAUAAAUGGUGGUAACACGC
This is a messenger RNA of Diatraea saccharalis (sugarcane borer), 1573 nucleotides long. Lineage: Eukaryota; Metazoa; Arthropoda; Insecta; Lepidoptera; Crambidae. The record is from the annotation of a GenBank genome assembly.